AUGUGGAAAAUCUGCAGCGUCUGUUGCGCAUGGGGUCUACUGCUGCUAAUAUCCGAGGUUCGCACUCAGUCUCAACGGAGACCGACUUUUACGUGCGGAGGAAACAUAACGGGGGAAUCUGGUGUUAUCGGUAGCCAAGGAUACCCAGGAGUGUAUCCGCCAAAUACCAAGUGUGUCUGGAGAAUAACCGUCCCUGAGGGCAAGGUGGUUGUCCUUUCCUUCCGUUUCAUCGACUUGGAAAAUGACAAUUUGUGUCGCUACGACUAUGUGGAUGUUUACAGCGGGCAUGCCAAUGGACAACGUCUUGGCCGUUUCUGCGGCACGUUCACGCCUGGUGCCCUCGUCUCCACUGGCAACAAGAUGCUCAUACAGAUGGUGUCUGAUGCCAACACAGCAGGGAGUGGCUUUCUGGCUGUGUACUCUGCUGCUCAACCACACGAACGAGGAGAUCAGUACUGUGGGGGUCGGUUGGUAAAACCGUCUGGGUCUUUUAAGACCCCAAACUGGCCAGAGAAAGAUUAUCCAGCUGGAGUCACCUGUUCCUGGCACAUAGUGGCACCAAAAAAUCAGAUUAUAGAAGUUAAAUUUGAGAAAUUUGACGUGGAAAGAGACAACUACUGUCGUUAUGACUAUGUGGCAAUUUUUAACGGAGGAGAAAUUAACGACGCUAAGAGGAUUGGAAAGUACUGUGGAGACAGCCCACCAGCUCCAGUGUUCUCUGAGGGAAAUCAGCUCCUUAUUCAGUUCCUCUCAGACCUGAGUUUGACUGCAGAUGGCUUUAUCGGUCACUACAAGUUUAGACCCAAGAAGUUCACCAUCACCACAGUCCCACCAACCACUACAACGCAGCCAACAACCACCAGACCCAUACCUUUGAAGUAUUCUGCAGCGCUCUGUCGACAGAAAUGCAAACGGAAGGGAACCCCCGAGAGCCAUUACUGUUCCAGUAACUUUGUGAUUACAGGAACUGUUAUAAGUGCUGUGACCAGAGGGGGAAGCAUGUAUGCCACAAUCUCCAUAAUCAAUGUCUACAAGGAAGGAAACCUUGCCAUCCAACAAGCAGGCAAGACCAUGAGCACCAAGAUUGUCAUCCUAUGCAAGAAAUGCCCGUUUGUCAGACGAGGCUUAAACUACAUCUUCAUGGGCCAGGCAGAUGAGGAAGGCCGUGGGAUGAUUGCCCCUCAGCAUUUUGUCAUGGCCUUCAAGGCCAAGAACCAGAGGGCCUUCAACGUGCUGAAGAACAAGCAAUGCUAG
This is a messenger RNA of Chanos chanos (milkfish), 1254 nucleotides long. It is a transcript of the gene pcolce2b, whose product is annotated as procollagen C-endopeptidase enhancer 2b. Gene Ontology annotation, molecular function: collagen binding; peptidase activator activity; protein binding. NCBI's taxonomy places the organism in Eukaryota, Metazoa, Chordata, Actinopteri, Gonorynchiformes, Chanidae. Bases 1 to 1254 code for a protein of 417 amino acids. The transcript has 9 exons. The record is from RefSeq and is a predicted model, not a curated record.